CGAACACGAUGAAUGUAAAAAAUGUACUAAUAUAAAUAUGCAAUCUCCUCGAUAACUGUGGAUGAAAUUGUAAUUCAACUUUUUGCAUAAUGUGCAGAAUACUAUUCCUGUUUUUUUCGACAAAACAUUAUCUCAGAGGUAAUCGUUGUUGAUAAGAUAAGAAGUCGUAUCCGCUGAAAUCCGUCGUCAAAUAAAAGUCAAAGAUAUGUGCAAAAUUUUUCGCGAUCUAAACUCAGUCGGAUUUGGGCAUUUGAUAAGCUAUGGCCGCUGCAGUAGAGGGUGUUCCCUAUGAAGAGAUAGUGACAAAAGAGCUUAUAGGUACAGGCUUUUUUGGGAGCGUACACAAGGCCGACUGGAGAAAUCGCGAGAUCGCAGUAAAGAGAAUUCGAGAGGGAUGUGAAGACAAAAAGAUUGCAAGGGAGAUCUACCAGCUCGCAAAAGCCAACCAUGUGAAUAUAGUUCAGCUCUACGGAACAUCCAGGCAUGAGGGCUGCACUCUGCUCCUGAUGGAGUACGUUGAUGGUGGAUCUCUGUCCAGUUUGCUGCAUGCGGAAAGCAAGCCAAGUUACUCCCAUGGCCACGCCUUCAACUGGGCGCAUCAGAUCGCUCUGGGCUUAGCCUAUCUCCAUGGCAUGCAGCCGAAAGCAGUCAUUCAUCGCGAUAUAAAGCCACUUAAUACACUGCUAUGUCAGAAGGGACUCAAGCUGAAGAUCUGCGACUUUGGAACUGUUGUGGACCUAUCCCUAUCGAUGUCGUGUAAUGCGGGGACCUGCAGAUACAAGUCUCCCGAGGUUCUACAAGCAAGUCAAUUCAAUGAAAAGUGUGAUGUGCACAGUUGGGCAAUUACUUUUUGGGAAAUACUGUCGCGCAAAGUGCCAUUUGGCCAUUAUGAUACCCUUUUCGAACUGUACAUGGCUAUUAAUGGAGAUGAAAGGCCGGACUUAGGUGAUAUUAUGGCAGGCUGCCCCGAGGACACUAUUAGUAUUUUAAGUGCUUGUUGGGACCCAGAUCCCAACAGAAGAUUCUCUAUGGAACUGAUUUCCCAAAUCAUGGGGAAAAUCGUAAGUGAGGCGGGACCCAUUGGACCACUGGAUUUUUACUCAUAGAACAUUAGUUCUUCACCACUUCACGCAUUCCAUAUUAAUAACAGAUAUCGUUGUGAACGUUAAACACUAUUUUAUUUUCUUGAAAACU
Molecule: messenger RNA, 1194 nt
Organism: Drosophila erecta
Lineage: Eukaryota; Metazoa; Arthropoda; Insecta; Diptera; Drosophilidae
Product: mitogen-activated protein kinase kinase kinase 7
Exons: 5
Coding region: 261-1106 (281 amino acids)
Biological process (GO): JNK cascade; protein phosphorylation; positive regulation of canonical NF-kappaB signal transduction
Molecular function (GO): ATP binding; MAP kinase kinase kinase activity; magnesium ion binding
Source: RefSeq, a predicted model, not a curated record